This is a messenger RNA of Hippoglossus stenolepis (Pacific halibut), 6767 nucleotides long. RefSeq names its product connector enhancer of kinase suppressor of ras 2. Lineage: Eukaryota; Metazoa; Chordata; Actinopteri; Pleuronectiformes; Pleuronectidae. Gene Ontology annotation, biological process: regulation of signal transduction. Gene Ontology annotation, molecular function: protein binding. The transcript has 24 exons. The coding region runs from base 373 to 3831 and encodes 1152 amino acids. Gene Ontology annotation, cellular component: membrane; cytoplasm. The record is from RefSeq and is a predicted model, not a curated record.
CGCCCACCGAAUCCACUUCUCACAGAGCGCGAGCUGCUGGCGGGAAGGCACGAGAGAGAGAGAGAGAGAGAGAGAGAGAGAGAGAGAGAGAGAGAGAGAGAGAGAGAGAGAGAGAGAGAGAGAGACGAGGGAGGGAAGAGAGAGCGUGUGCUGUGUGCGCGCGUGUCUCCGUGUGUGCGCGUGGAUUGCACCACCGCAUCCCGUUCACCGUUUCUGCAGGCGGCCAUGCUCCGAUGGACAGAAUAAAACUGACGAGCUUCUCUGUCCCUACAGAUGUGCCCACCGCCGUGUCAUUCCAGAUGUGACUGACAGGUCGUUGUAUGUCGCCCGCAUUGAGUCCUGCGCCGUUCACCUCGGAGAGACUGUGACACCAUGGCUUUGGUUAUGGAACCUAUAAGUAAAUGGACACCAAAGCAAGUUCUGGACUGGAUGAAAGGUCUGGAUGACUGUCUCCAGCAGUACGUGAAGAGUUUCGAGCGGGAGCAGAUGGGGGGCGAGCAGCUGCUGCACAUCACCCACCAGGAGCUGGAGGAGCUGGGCGUCACCAGAAUAGGACAUCAGGAGCUCAUCCUGGAAGCUGUCGACCUCCUCUGUGCCCUGAACUACGGCCUGGAGACAGAGAACCUCCGGACGUUGUCCCACAAGCUGAACGCUUCGGCGAAGAACCUUCAGAACUUCAUCCUGGGCCGGCGGAGGGGCGGACACUAUGAUGGACGAGCUUCCCGAAGGCUACCCAAUGAUUUCCUAACCUCAGUGGUGGAUCUGAUUGGAGCAGCCAAGAACCUUCUAGCCUGGCUUGACAGGUCUCCAUUCGCCAGUGUGACAGAGUAUUCAUUACUGAAGAACAACAUCGUGCAGCUCUGCCUAGAAUUAACUACAAUUGUACAACAGGAUUGCACAGUGUACGAGACAGAGAAUAAGAUUCUCCACGUGUGUAAGACCUUAGCAGGGAUAUGUGACCACAUCAUCUCUCUGUCAUCUGACUCUCUGGUCUCUCAGUCUGCCCAUCUGGAGGUGGUCCACCUCACCAGCAUCAUGCCCAGUGAAGGCCUGGGGAUGUAUAUCAAAUCGACAUAUGACGGACUCCACGUCAUCACCGGAACAACAGAGAAUUCUCCAGCCGACCAGUGUAAGAAGAUCCACGCAGGGGAUGAGGUGAUCCAAGUCAACCACCAGACAGUGGUGGGCUGGCAGCUGAAGAACCUUGUGAACGCGCUGAGAGAGGACCCGUGCGGAGUCAUCCUCACGCUGAAGAAACGGCCCCAGAACACCCUAAGCUCCACACCGGCUUUGCUCAGGAACGUCCGCUGGAAACCACUGGGCCUGCAGCCGAUGCCCACCAGCCCCACCAGCACCUCACCAACACCCGUUGGAACUUUAGGCAUGUCUAAAAUGGACGCCCCCAGCAUGCAGGACGUCUACAUCCUUUCUCCUGUCUCUGGACUCUACAGCACCAGGGAGGAGAUGGGUCUGAUGUCAUGUGACGACAUCAGCCGCUACAGCGUGAGCUCCCAGUCCGGCUCCAAAGGUUCAGAGGCAGUCAGCUACUACCUGGACCAGGACAGCGGUCAGUACUUCUCCUUGCUAGAGGGAGAUGGACCCCCAGGGUCUGACUACGACAGGGUCCGAAAUACAGGGGUUCGCCGGCGGGACAAGACCCCCACCCAUGGUGACCUCAGACCAGUGUCCAUGCCUCCCGAAUAUAACUGGAUGGCCGAGGCCAAGGAACCCAGCAUGGGCAAGAGAGGGAGCCGAGACUCAGACAACUCCCUGCUGCGUUACCUUAGCGAUGACAAGAUCCUGGUGAUCGAGGAGGAGCCCGAGGGUCAGAGUAGGGAGAGCCGGCGGGAUUCCACCAGACGCUCUCGGCGCAAGAGCCGCAAUCCCAGCAGCCCCAGCUUUCCCAUCAGUCCCUCCAUGCUGUCCUCCACCCUGCGCCUCGACCAGCCUCCUGAAGUUUUGCCCCGAGGUGCGGACACACUGCGAGCAGACACAACAGACCGGUACUCGGGCUCAGGGAGCUCAGGAGCGGCCUCCAUGAGGAAGGUACGGGAGCAACCAGUGUCUUUCCAUUACACCUCGCUAAGAACGAAAACCAAAAAGAGAAGUAAAGGUUCCCUCACUAGUGCCAGUCGAAGGAGAAUCUCGUGUAAGGACCUGGGCCACGGCGACUGUGAGGGCUGGCUGUGGAAGAAGAAGGAUGCCAAAGGCUACUUCACUCAGAAGUGGAGGAAGUACUGGUUUAUCCUCAAAGAGUCCUGCCUCUACUGGUACACCAACCAAAAUGAUGAGAAGGCUGAGGGCUUCAUCAGCCUCCCUGAGUUCAGAAUAGACCGAGCCAUAGAGUGCAGACGGAAAUUCGCCUUCAAAGCCUGUCAUCCCAAAAUCAAGAGCUUCUUCUUCGCCACUGAUUGUCUUGAGGAAAUGAACAGGUGGAUGAACCGACUGGGGUUGGCUGCUAUUGGCUACACACCAGAUGACAAGGUGCCACGUCCCGAUGAAGACUACUGGAGUGAGAGUGAUCAAGACGAGGUCGAUGGCUCGAUGACACUCAAACAGGAGGCACCAUCAUCCCUCUGUGAUACUUAUCACCGCACACCAUCAGUCAACCUCCUCCACAGUUAUGACCAGUUGCCCCGCUCCGUCAGCUCCAUGAGCCUCAUGCGCUCCACUCCGUCCCCACUGCCUCCACCAAUGAGUGCCUCCACCUCCCCCAUCCCUCCACAGAUGGUCUCUUCCACCUCCCCUCUCCCUCUCCAGGUCAACUCCUCUAGCCCCUUCCCAGAACCCAAGCAUGGCCGGCACUUCUCCAGCGAGUCCACCCACUCCCACUCCUCAGCUGAGGACCAGCGUGGAGACGGGAUGGGCAUGGGCACGGGCACGGGCAGCACCAGUACACACUCGUCCGGCUGCCGCUCCACCCAUCGUGAGCGUCGCUCCUGGCAGGACCUCAUUGAGACCCCUCUGACCAGUGCGGGUCUGCACUUCCUCCAGACGGCGCCCGGGGAGGGUGACUACGGAGGCCUAAUGGGGAGCAUGGCGGGAGACAUGGGGGUCUACGGGGGGCUGGGCAGACAGGGCAUGUCCCCGGAGAGACGCAGGCAGGCCACGCUGCCCGUACGGAGACACCACGCCGCAGAGAGGGACAGGGAACGGGACGGGCCUUUCCCUCUGGACCGGGGGCCACACACACACAGCCACACGCACCGGCGCUCUCACAAGCAGCGGAGUCAGAGUCUGCCCAGGAACAGGGACCCGAUGCCAGGAAAGCUGCUGCACACCUCAGUUCAUAUGGAGGAGAGGAGCGAGGAUGAAGAGGCAGAGGGGCAGGCUGCAGACGUGCUCGAGGGUGAGGAGGACCUGCGGGAGUUGAGAGUUGAGAGCAGAGAGAGGAGGGUGUCAGAAGGAAGGGAGCGGCGGGUGUCAGAGGGCCGCGAGCCAGAGUCUUUAGAUGGUCUAGAGCAGCUCUACCGGGCCCUGGAGCAAGCUAACGUGACGGCCCUAGGAGACCCCAGACCUUGUAGCAGGCAAGAGCUUCGACGCUGUUUCACCCAGCGAGCCAGGGACCCACUGCUCAACGACAGGCUACACCGGGUGCGAGCCCUCCGCAGCACCUUGAAGGCCAAAGAGUCGGAGCUGGCGGUGAUCUGUGCCCUCCUGGAGGACCCUGGCCUGUGCUCCCAGACCUUCAGAGAGUGGAAGCAGUGGCACAGCGACCUCUACUCAGACAUCUGCCAGCUCAGCCCCGGCACCAACGGCCAGGACGAGCUCUCCCCGCUGGCCGCACCGCUUAUGACCCACACACACUCCUUCAUUGAGACACACGUGUGAGAAAGAGAAGAGAAGCAAAGACUGAACUGAUACACACACACACAAACACACACAUACAUACACGCACACAGGCACACACACACCACAGAGCUUUACUUCACCCAAACCCUCUCCCCUGAUCACAACUCUGAACACGCACUCACACACAAACACACACAGGAACACACAUUGUAAGAUGUGUAAAUAUCAUAGAGGGAACAGUCUGAGACCUGCGUGUAUGAACUUUUGAUAAUCUUGAGGACCCCACAGGGUGCCUAUUGCAUGCCUGAACAGAAAGCAUUAAUCUUCCUUUGUCUAUGGAACUCAGCAUAAACUCCACACGCUUGUCGAGCAAAAUGGGAAAAAAAGGAGACUUUUUAAACACGUCCGUUCCUUUGUAUUGGUUACGCUAUUUUCUUCCGGUUGAUUUUAGGGGGCAGGGGGAGCUAUGUAGCAGCAAUACAGAGGAGAAUCCUUUUCACCACAGCACUGUACUUUUGUACUGAUGAACUUUGCACCCAGAGCCACCAGUUCUCCCCCUUUCUCUCUCUGACGUUUUGUUUUAUUCAAUUUUUCUCUCGCUGCAUAUCUCACUCAUUUACUGGGACCUUACUGUUACUCCAGGCUGAUGUGAUGGAACAGUGUGGGGUGGAAGUAAGGGCAGUGACAUAGUGACUUUGGUAUAAGACUGUGAAAGGUAGCCAUCGAUGCUGGUAUGUCUGUUUUAGCCGAUGUUAACGAGUGUCACGAGCGCUGAGAAGCUACGUUGUCCCGGCUUGAUGCACACUAUUUCAAACUGUGAACUGUUACAAAAGACACACAAUUUUAUCUGCAGAAGGAGGCUCCUCUGAUAGAGUGCAAUUCUACGAUUGUAGUUGGCAUUCUGUCUCCCUCUCUCUCUGUGUUUCUCUCCGUCUCCUCCUCUUUUCUUAAUUUUCGUCCCAUCUUUUGUUUCUUCUCUCUCUCUCUCCAGUCCUCAAAGACUUGUGUAUAUGUAUACUGCUGUGUAUACUGAUGUAAAUGUUUGCGUUCCACUACCACUGUGAUAUGCUUCUAGAGGUAGCGGAGGGAAGACGGGAGAGUAUGUAUUUGCGUGGGUGCAAAACAAUUUGUUUUUUUUCAUUUUUCUCUUUCUUUUUCUUUUUGUAAACAGCGAAUGCAAGAGCUAGAGAGUUCUUUUCAAAGGAGUCACUCACUACAAAGAAUGCACUUUCUACAUCUCUAUAUCUCAUUGGCUGCAUCACAGGGUCUAUGUCUCAUCGGCCUCUUUACCAUUGCUGUUCAAAAUAUCAGGUAAAAAGCAUUUGCCGUCUCAUUUUCUAAAGAUUUGUGUACAGUCUACAAAUAUAUUUAAACAUAGAAGAAUAUAUAAAUCUAUUUACGUUUUGUGUCAUAGAUAUAAUGUAAAGUAUGAUGUAUUCUAUGCCAAGGUUUUGCAGUGUCCCCCUCUUCACUCUGUAGGUGCAGGGUGUUUAGCAGAUGAACAACUAGGAGGCAAACAACAACAAAAACAACAACAACAACAACAACAACCACAACAACCACAGUCACAGUUGACUGACAGUUUGUACUGGGUUACAUCAUCCUCUCCUGGUGAUGUGUUGCAUGAGAAAAGGCCUGGGACUGAUCUGAUUGGACAGGGUAAACUAUCGUGGGUCAUUAGUUAUUUUUUUCAAUCUUCCUUUCACGAUUGCAAGAUAAUUAGACUUGUAGCGCAUGAUACAUGCAAAGGUACUGUUGAAGAAUGAAUUUAAAUAUAUGUUCGUAGGUUUGAAGUAUUUUCAUCAUUAGAUGGUGUUUGAAGACACAAACUGUACAAUAACUGAGGGAGGCACUGCUGCUGCUCAGUUGUUCGAUCUAAUGCAGAACCCUACUCAGCAUCUAACCUUCAGUUAACUGUUUUGGUUUACAUCAUAGACUGUAUAUAAAGUCUAUGGUUUACAUAGAGAGACAACCACAAAGGUCUCAGGAAUCUUACUGAGAGUAGACAGUGCAGUUGCUUCUAAAAACAGAAGCUUUUUUUGACAUUCCCUCCUAGCAUAUGGUUGACACUGGGCGGUCAAAGACAUCUACAUUAAUUGGUCUGUAAUGUCUGUGAAACUCGGAUGAAUCAUUUCAUCUGCAAUAUCAGGCCAAGGACUCAACGGUGCCCCCCAGUGUCGAAGACUCUGAGAGACAUGCGUAGCACCUGCUGCAUCCAGCACUAUCUGUACUUAUUCUUCAUCUUUUACUGUCGGUCUUUGAGUGUAGGUUCUGGUUUUUCAUCCCGUCUCACUGUUGUGAAAUAUAACACUCCCUUCAAAGUUAUAGCUCAUGCUUUUUAUUUCAACAGUUAAUUUGAGAGUACCACAAAGGAAACUAAACGAUGCAAGCACUUUCCCUGUGCCUCCCAACCCUCUCUUGGGCAACGAUGGACUGACAAUACUGGCGAUCCUAUACACACACAGCUGUAGAGGAGCCAUGAUAGAGUUUUAGUCUGCAGACCUCCCUCCGAUUCUCAUCUCUUCUUUUUUGCCAACCGCUGCUCCGCUGAGCAGGCGACAUACUGUAGAUUAUGGAGCUAUUUGAGUUAUGAUUUGUAGGCACAGACUGUGUAAUCCCUCCCAGACCUUUGUGUGUGUAGACCUGCAGAAACAGGCCGAAAAGGGAGAUUCCACUGUGUGUUCUUUCAGGGGUGUACACCUCAUGGUACAUUGCACAGGUGUGUAAGAUGUAAGUUGCACUGCGACAUUAAAAAAGGAACAUAUUGCUCUUUUUCAAGGAUAAUAUUAGCUUACUGUUAUUCUGUACAUUAAAACUGACGAUGAUAUUAAAAAAAAGAAAGAAAAUGACAUUUAUUCUUCCUAAAGUAGCCUUUUUUUGGUUUCAUAUAUAUGAAUAUAUAUUACAAAAAAUACAGAUUGUAAACUUAAGUUGUUAAACUUUGACUUCAAUAAACUGAAUCCUCUGCACUAUGA